Babjeviella inositovora NRRL Y-12698 is the source of this 1674-nucleotide messenger RNA. RefSeq lists its product as uncharacterized. The record is from RefSeq and is a predicted model, not a curated record. Gene Ontology annotation, biological process: protein monoubiquitination; protein polyubiquitination. Gene Ontology annotation, cellular component: ubiquitin ligase complex. The coding region runs from base 1 to 1674 and encodes 557 amino acids. Gene Ontology annotation, molecular function: ubiquitin-ubiquitin ligase activity. The transcript has a single exon. NCBI's taxonomy places the organism in Eukaryota, Fungi, Ascomycota, Pichiomycetes, Serinales.
AUGCUGGUGCUGGCAAUGGCGAAACCCGAACCAUCCCCAGACUCUCCUCCUGAUUACCUCCAUGAAGAUAGUCCUCCCGAGUGUCGGAUCCUUGAUACCACCCCUCCCUACUUCAAACACGGCUACUCCAACGAUGAAAAGAUCCACAAUUUCCACCAGUUGCCCAAGGCCGUGUCCAAAAAGAUCAUUAUCGAGAUCGUCACCACCACAAAGCCUGAUUCAGGGAACCUCACCCAGCCGUUAGUUCCCACGGCUGCGGACAAGCUCUACACCAACGGCGAUUACGUGUGUGGGUACAUCAAUAUCCAGAGCACGUACACCGAGCCCCUCCCGUAUGCCGUGUUUGCAGUGACGUUUUCCGGCAACAUCAACCUUUCUAGCCGGAACAACUCGACAUCAAAGACGAUUUUGCACACAAUAGACCUCUUUGCAUCUUCUUACCCUGAAGUGGACGCCCAGUUUGCUGUUUUAACGGCCAGGGACUAUGACGGGGUGGAAAUCGCCUUGCCAUAUUCGUACGACCUCCUUCCCCGGGUCAAGUACCGCAAAUACUUUGUCUUUAAGAUACCCACAAAGCUCCUCGACACGUUUUGCGAGCACGGAGAACUGCAACACUGCUCCCUUCCGCCCACAAUCAAGGACCGUGGCACCGGUCUGGGAGUCAAAUACGCCAUAGAAGCGUUCCUUGUGUGUGGAUCCACCCUAAGAAAUGACGACUUUGUAGUUAAAGGCUACAAGAAAAAAGAGGUGAGGUUUCAUCCCAGGUCCGUGGCGGCGAUAGAGCCGGAGCUCCCUGACAUGCCGCAGUACUUGCGCCAGACGACACGAACCUUGGAGACGGUGGAAGACUCUCGCAUACGGAAUCUAGCAACCAGAGAGAACAUUGCCGCAGCCAGACCAAUUCUCUCGCCCACCGUCUCUUCCAUCAAGGUCAUGUACUCCAGCGCAAUCAACCGGAGCUCGGUUCGCGAUUCUAACCCCCCGCCCGAGAUCUAUGUCAAGUACCAGUCCAGCAACAAAGUCUUUGGAUCCACCCUCUUUCUGACCUCCAACUGUUUGGGUGAAUUGAGGCUACAGACGCGAUUGCAUCCCCAAAUCGUCCCCCUCCUGGCUCUAAGAGACGGUGUCAACGUUUCCAUCCCGCUCGUGCUCCAAAUCGAGUUCUUCCCACAGACCAAGUCUAAGCCCCCUAAGUUCAAAAGCUUCACAGCCUCUUUCGUGGCGUUGACGGUGGAGUCACGGUAUGCGAUUCCCAUUCACUUUUCGGUGGACUUGUUCUUGAACAACGGCGGAAAGACCAUGGCCAAUGCCAAGGCCACUCUUAAGAGCAUCGCCGAGCGAGCCCUGGAAUUGGGUAAUGAGGCCUUUUCCGCAGAGGUGGCCAAGGCUCGCAGUGCUAUCCAUUCGAUGUCUGUCACCCAGCGCCGCUACUACAAGUCUGUGUUUGCUGUGAAAGGACAUGCUGGCUCCCUCUGGGGCGCAGGAAAUGAUACCAAAAGCGAUGUGGAAUUGUGUCUAGAGCUAGGCUCGACCGGGGAGUUUGCCGAGUUGAAAACAGAUAUCAUCCCCAGCUACCACAACUGCUUUAUCAACCGGUUGUAUGGAAUCAAACUUGAUGUGAACUUUGCCAAUAACGUCACGGCAUCGUUGUACAUUCCAAUCACCGUGGUGUAG